CCCUGGCUGGGAAGCGUAAGGGAGGCACCCGGCCAGGAAAAUCGCAGCCUCCCCACUCCCUAAUGGAAGAGGAGCUGCAUUAAGCCCAUUAACAUCCGCCAAAUGGUUAUCAUCAAUUUUUAAUCAGAAAUAAGAACAGAAAUAUGGUAAGCAGCAGCUCCUAGCAGCAAGUAAAUUUAAAUAACGCCAAUAGGGGAAUCCAAUCACUUAAGCGCAGGAACUCGAGCAGCAAUGGGGGAGCAGAGGGGUGCGCGCCGCUACUCCAAAGGAGAAGGCGACAGGCAGCUAUGUUAAUGUAGAUCGAAGCGCUGCAAAAAAAGGAGAAAAAAGCCAGCCGAUCCCUCGGACCCAUUAACCCCUUCCCGGCUCGCCCUCUCUCUUUGGCGCCCCGCGCGCGCAACCAAACACACACACACACCAGCACACAGCCAGUGCCAGAUUUUCCCGCCUCUCGCCUGCAGGACCCAGCCGCGCGGGCAGCUUUUGCAAAAAGCAGGAUCUUGCACGGCAUCUCCGCACUCCGCAGCUGGUUCAAUGGGCUAAAGGGAGAUACAUCCCGCGGCUCUGCGGGGCCGCCUUCCAGCAGCCUUGGAGAGAGGAUCCUUCGGCGGCAGCUCCCUGGCCCCGUCGCCAGAGUUUGCAGAGCGCAUGCUGGACGGGGCGAGGGUGGAGGGGCCAGCGAGGUCCCCGUCCCCUCUGCCUCCUCCUCCUCCCCUCGAGUGAUCCGGUGCCCGACGGAGGAAGGAGGGCUAGAGGGGGUCAGGAGGAGGAUGGGGGCCGGCCUCCCCCCGGGGCUGCUGGCGCUGGGGGCGGCUUUGCUGUGCCCGCCGCCCUGCCAGGGCAGCUGCGCCGAGCUGAAGUGCGGCGAGCAGGAGAGCUGCUGCAGCUACGGCAACGCCACCUACCCGGAGGUCAAGUGCUGCCGGCUGCCCUUUCACACGUUCCUGGACAACGUGGGCUGGUUCGUGAGGAAGCUCUCGGGGCUGCUCAUCUUGCUGGUGCUCUUCGCCAUCGGCUACUUCCUGCAGCGCGUCAUCUGCCCGAGUCCGCGCAGGAACAGCCGUCGGCGCCCCGGACGCCGCCGCCGCGACGACGAGGACGACGACGACGACGAUUGCGACGAGGGCGACGGGGACUCGCUGGCCCGUGGAGGCACCCCGCUCAACGCCACGGCCGCCACGUCGCAGGACUCGCUGCUCGACAGCGGCCGGAGCAGCCAGGCGCCGCCGCCGCCGCCGCCGCCCCCCCUCCUGCCCGUCGUGUCGCCCGUCUUCUUGCAGCUGCCCAGCUACGAGGAGGUGAAGUAUUUGCCCACCUACGAGGAGUCCAUGCGCCUCCAGCAGCAGCCCCUCGUCCUCCCCGUCACCAGCCUGGCCACGGGCGCGGGGAGAGGCCUCGCGGGGGCGGGCAGCUGAGGACCCGCUUUCCCCUAGGGCCCCCCUCCCCACCACAAGGAGCUGCAACUCCCCGAGGGGGCGGCGGCGCGCGUGGCUCGACGGAGCUGCCCCUUUCCACGGAGACGCCGG
Messenger RNA from Podarcis raffonei (Aeolian wall lizard), 1526 nucleotides. RefSeq names its product chromosome 5 C3orf80 homolog (gene C5H3orf80). Bases 771 to 1415 code for a protein of 214 amino acids. The record is from RefSeq and is a predicted model, not a curated record. The transcript has a single exon. Lineage: Eukaryota; Metazoa; Chordata; Lepidosauria; Squamata; Lacertidae.